This is a messenger RNA of Mycena indigotica, 480 nucleotides long. RefSeq lists its product as uncharacterized. NCBI's taxonomy places the organism in Eukaryota, Fungi, Basidiomycota, Agaricomycetes, Agaricales, Mycenaceae. Bases 1 to 480 code for a protein of 159 amino acids. The record is from RefSeq and is a predicted model, not a curated record. The transcript is spliced from 2 exons.
AUGGACACGCGCUGCCCGGGCAACACCCUCCUCGGAGUCGCCUUUCUUCGGGACUGGCGGUGGAUAAUCAACACCCGGGGGUACGCCACGAUCGUGCCCUCCCCGGACUCCGUCGUGUACGCGCUGCUGUACACGCCACCCCGCCGGACGAGGCCGCGCUCGACCGCCACGAGGGCGUCCCGCGGUCGUCACGUAAAAAGCAGACGCACCCCGUCACGCUCGUCGGCCCCGACGGGUCACACAGCACCACCCUCGACGCGCUCGUGUAUGUCGAUGUGCAGCGCACGCAAGAGGGCCCGCCCGAAGCCCGAGUACGUACACCGGAUCAACAGCGGGAUCUGCGGCGGGUGCGGGCCGGGCGUGCCGGAGGAGUAUGUGCGGGAGUGUCUGCGGCCGUUUAUCCCGGAGGAACAAGAGAAAGCAUUGGGCAGGCCGGUGGAGGCGGGGGCGUUGGCGGCGGCGUUGGGAAGGCUGGGGUGA